AUGGCGGCGUCGAUCAACGGAAUGUCGUCGUCCUCACGUCACGCUCUCAGCGCAGCUUCACGGUUCCACCACGAACUCUACCUCGCAGCCGCUCCAGCAACGGCCCUCCUUCAGCACUCCCUGGCCGCUCUUGCCACGCUUUCUCAAUCCUCACCUUCUGUUCCCUCCGCCUCUGCACCGCCGUUGGGAAUAUCACCUGCUCAUGGAGCCGCCACUGUCGCUUCAGCUGCUACAGUCGAAGGUCCGACAAGCUGUUCUCCUAUCCCCUUCAGCACGCCCUCAGGCGCCAGGCGUUUUCUGUCAACCCCAGCCUCCUUCUUUCACCCUCACCUGUCCUCUCCCAGCCGACCCGCCGGUUCCUUCCCCUCGCCAGCCCUUGUCUCCCGCCACGCCCUCCGCCCACCUCCUCGUCAUCUGUCCCCCACAUUCGCUGCGAGCGCCGCGAAUCCCGUUCUCGAUCAGCCCCUCACUGCGCGUCCCUUCUUUUCCACUAGCGGUAACAGCAGCGGCGACAAAGCGGACGUCGCGUCGUCCACGCUAGCAGAUGCUGCGCGAAAGGCGGCGGGCGGACCGGCGGGAGACGCGGCGGCCGCGGCGGAGUCGCUGGAUGUGGAAAACGUGCGGAAGCUGUUUCAACAGCUGUCCACGUCAGAGGUCGCGAACGCGGUCCUGAACCUCGAAAUGGCGGCGCGGGAGAUGGUGGUGGACGCCAGCUCAGCGCUGCUGACGUCACCUGUGAUGCGGAUUCCGCUGGUGGCGGGGCCGGUGCUGUGGGGGGUGCGGAAGACGGCGCAUAAGCACUUCUGCGCGGGGGAGACGCUGGAGGAGGCGGUUGCGACGCUCGACCGCAUGCAGCAACUCGGGCUCAAAGGCAUCCUGGACUUCAGUGUGGAGGACGCGUUAGAUGAUGAAACAUGCGAUCGAAACAUGGAAGGGUUUCUGCGCACCAUCAGAAUGGCGUCGCAGCUGUCACCACCCAUGGUGAGCUUCGCCUGUGUCAAGAUCACGGCCCUCUGCCCACUCCCGGUGCUUGAACGAGUCAGCGAACUCCUGCAAUGGGACCACAAGCUCUCCUCUUCCUCCCCCUCCUCCUCGUCUACCUCUGUCCCCAUGCCAUGGCGCCGCCCAUCCCUCCCGAUUCUCGCUCCUGAAUCUCCCACCUACUUCACCCCCUCCUCCGCACCCUCCCCUCUCACCGCCAGUGAGGAAGCUGCCAUCACAUCAGCUCACGAUAGACUAAGGAAGAUCUGUGACGCGUGUGCUGAGGGCCGUUUACCCCUUCUGAUAGACGCGGAGUAUCAGUCGGUGGAACCGGCGAUUGAUUACCUAGCGUAUGCGUUAAUGAUGGAGUAUAACAAGACGGGUGUGACUGUAACAGGAGGUGGGAAGGAGGGGGGUAAGACCGAUGCAGAGUUGCCGUUGGUGUAUUCCACAGUGCAGUGUUACCUUCGGGAUGCAAACCCGAGGCUGGCUGCUAGCUUCGGCGCGGCGCAGGAGGCUGGAGUUGGGUUCGGGGUGAAGCUAGUUCGGGGAGCGUAUCUGGUCCGGGAAUCUGCCGAAGCGAAGAAGCGUGGAGCGGUGUCACCGGUGCAUGAGAGCAUUGAGAACACACACAAGUGCUACGAUGCGUGUGCGGGGAUGAUGAUUGAUGCUGCUGGCGCGGCUGCUAAGAGGGAGUCUAAGGGGGAGAAAGGGCCUGCUGCUGGAGUGGUGCUGGCAACCCACAACUAUGGAUCAGGCCGGGUGGCAGUGGUGCGAGCUGGCGACGUGGGAUUGGCUCGCACGGAUCCUCGGUUGCACUUUGCGCAGCUCAAGGGGAUGGCGGACGGGCUCUCCUUGGGGCUCGGAUUUGCUGGUUUUAACGCGUCCAAGUAUCUUCCAUAUGGUCCUGUGCGAGAUGUCAUGCCUUACCUGCUGCGGCGAGCGCAUGAGAACAGAGGCGUGCUGGGGAACACUCGCGACGAACGACAAUGGCUCAGGAAUGCAUAA
Messenger RNA from Closterium sp. Naga37s-1, 1989 nucleotides. The record is from the annotation of a GenBank genome assembly. Lineage: Eukaryota; Viridiplantae; Streptophyta; Zygnematophyceae; Desmidiales; Closteriaceae.